Messenger RNA from Prosopis cineraria, 1186 nucleotides. RefSeq names its product serine/threonine-protein kinase STY17-like. The coding region runs from base 230 to 1186 and encodes 318 amino acids. The transcript has 6 exons. Lineage: Eukaryota; Viridiplantae; Streptophyta; Magnoliopsida; Fabales; Fabaceae. The record is from RefSeq and is a predicted model, not a curated record.
UAUGUCAAGCUCUGGACCAGGCUCCCUCCUCCUCCCUCCUCCUCCUCCAAACUCUUUUUGGCACUAUGUUGACCUUUGGGGACUAAGCGGCACGGUCAUGGUUGACGAAAUUGCCCUCCAUCUUCGUUGAAAUCUCGAAGCUUUUCCUUUCCUGCCUCGUCAAAGAUCCUCUCUGCUCUUUGCCUUGCUUGCUCGCACUUUCUCUUCCAUUUCCCUCUCUUUCUCGCUCAUGAGAGCUGCGUCAGCUUCAACAACCACAGAGGGGGGGAGAGAGACAUCAAUGGAUUUCUUCAUUGAAGGUGUGGGGGAGAGCUCCUCUCCACCGCGCACCUUGAGUGGUUUCGGCAAUUAUGACGUGAGGAAAGAUGUGUAUAGUCGUUUAGUUGAAAACGGCCAUGGCCAAGAGGCGGAAUUUCGGGAGCAGUUAGACGCUCACUUCAACCGAUUUCCUCCAAGUUAUUUGCUUGAUGUUAACAUGGACAGAGCUGAAGAUGUUUUAUUACAUCAGAAACUUCUUGCUUUGGCAAGGGACCCAAGCAAGCGUCCUGUCUACAAUAUACGCUUUUUGGAGCACAUCUCUACUAGAAUGGAUGGUCAAGAUCAGCAAAUUGUUAGCGCUCAUUCUAGCACAAGGCCAUCUUCUCCUGCAUCUAAUGGGGAAGCUGUAUCAUCUCAUAAAAGGGCAAGAGACUGUGCAGCUGAGUUUGAGCCUUGCUCUAAGCUUGAAGAUCUAAAUUUGGAUGUUCGAAAGAACUCCAAGGAGGCUACAGACAACUACUACCAGAGGCAUGAGGAAGUGAGUGUUCCAGUUCAUGAAGUUAUAUUUUCUGCCAUUGACAAGCCGAAGCUUUUAAGCCAGGUAAGUUUGAAAUAUGUAUCUUAUUUGUCAAAUAUUGGAAUUAUAUUUUUCAAAAUAGUUAGAAUUCCGAUUAUUUGGUGUUCUCUUGAGGAAGACGAUCUUUUCAAAAAUGAUGAAGAUAUCUAUUGGAAGCUUCUUGAGCCAUAUGAAAGACGUCAAGAAAAAGAUGGAAAUCUAUCGGGUCGUUCCACUCACAGAGGAGGAGUACAAGUUUAUACAAUGAGUGGUGCCAGCCACGGAAUUAUGCUCUGUUUCUUACUAUGCUUGGAAAGCGUUUUCAUGUUUAUCGCCUCGCCUCGCAUGAAAGACAACCUAACAACAACUUGA